Molecule: messenger RNA, 2023 nt
Organism: Mus pahari (shrew mouse)
Lineage: Eukaryota; Metazoa; Chordata; Mammalia; Rodentia; Muridae
Gene: Cd96
Product: CD96 molecule
Exons: 15
Biological process (GO): inflammatory response; cell-matrix adhesion
Source: RefSeq, a predicted model, not a curated record
AUGGGGAGAAAAUGGACAUACUGUGUUGUUUAUGCCAUCAUCCAGAUACAGUUUUUCAGGGGAGUAUGGGAAGAGCUAUUCAAUGUUGGAGAUAACGUGUAUGCUCUACCUGGUUCUGACGUCAACUUGACCUGCCAAACCAAGGAGAAAAACUUCUUGGUACAGAUGCAGUGGUCCAAGGUCACAGAUAAGACUGACAUGAUUGCUCUUUAUCAUCCCCAAUAUGGCCUCUACUGUGGGCAGGAACAUGCCUGUGAGUCACAAGUGGCUGUCAUAAAAACUCCGAAGGGUGCAACAAAUUGGACUCUGUACUUAAGGAAUAUCUCCUCUGCCCUCAGUGGAAAGUAUGAGUGCAUCUUGACUCUGUAUCCAGAAGGCAUCAAGACUACAGUCUACAACCUCAUUGUGGAACCCUAUACACAAGAUGAACACAACCAUACAAUAGAAAUAGAGACAAAUCGGACUCUGGAAAUACCAUGCUUUCAAAAUACCUCCUCAGGAAUUUCACCUAGGUUCACCUUUUCAUGGUUGGUGGAGAAAGAUGGAGUGGAAGAAGUUCUCUUCACCCAUGAUCACCACGUCAACAAUUCCACAUCAUUUAAAGGCAGAAUCAGGCUGGGUGGAGACUACGGACUCCACCUCUCCCCGGUCCAAAUCCAAGACGAUGGCAGGACAUUCUCUUGCCGUCUGAGUGUCAGUCCUUUCAAAGCCUGGAAGAUGUCCACCACAGUCAAGGUUUUUGGUAAGGACCAAUUAUUGGGGAGAAUUGAGAAAAGCAGAAUUUGAGUUAUUGGGCUUGAGAGAGUACUUACCUGUCUGCUGAAGAAUGUGUUCCCCACAGCAAACAUCACCUGGUUAAUAGAUGGACGAUUUCUUCAAGGCAACGAAGAAGGAAUAUACAUUACAAAUGAAGAGAAGCAUCACAGUAGCGGAUUUCGGGAACUGAAGUCAGUUUUAACAAGGAUGCACAGCAGACCAUCCCAAUCAAACAACCUGACAGCUUGGUGUAUGGCUCUGUCUCCAGGCCCCAGAAAUGAAAUGUGGAAUACUUCAUCACAACCCAUCACGUUUUCCUUCGAUUCUGUGACUGCCCCAACGAAACAUCUUCCCAAUGUGACAGGUUCUACCCUGAGUCUACAACCUUUUCCAGAUGAUGGAGUGUCUCCUACAGGAUAUCUAGCUACAUCUUCAGUGACAAUUGUAGAUGAAAAUGCAUUGACACCAGAUGCAACUCCUCAAACCAACAAUUCCAGCAUGUCUACUAAAGAUGGCAACUAUUCACAGGCCUUCAGUGGGGCAGAUGCCUAGAACUCCUCAAGAGCUGCUGCUUCUUCUAAUAGUGGAUCUUGGCCUUUUCCUUCCACUUCUUCUCCAGAAUGGCACUCACUGCCUGGUACCUCCCGUGGACACCAAGAGCCAGAAUCCCCAGUUUCAUGGAUGCCCAGUGACGUGCACACUUCAGUCUCUUUGGACGCAAGCUUAGCUCCUCACGAUGCCAUCAUCAGUACAGCCAAAGAAUUUCCAGAUGUCCUCACAACUGCAAAUGGAACUACUAAGAUGGACCACAGCCCUAUCACCAGUAUCAUAGUUAAUCAACCCAGAGAUGGAAUGUCUUGGCCUGUGCUUGUAUCGGCUUUGCUCUUUUUCUGCACACUAUUGUUUGGACUUGGAGUAAGAAAAUGGUAUCAGUAUCAAAACGAAAUCAUGGAGAGACCCCCACCUUUCAAGCCACCACCACCUCCCAUCAAGUACAGGUGCAUUCAGGAACCCACUGGAUGUGACCUGUGUUGUCAUGAGAUGGAGGUCCUCUAAGCUUUGAGCCUUGCCAUGAUGAGAGUGAUGGAGUCCUGUAGGAAGGGAGAUACUGUACAAUAUUAAUAUCAUCACCAGCCAGACAUGCCUCUGCUUCAGCUCAAAUGAAUGUUGGAAGUAAAUGAGUUCUAUUCCCAGCAUACUGACCUCUUUCAUCUGCAAACACCUGAGAUGUAAAUAAGCAUUAGAAGAUAAAGCGAUGUUCACACCC